Molecule: messenger RNA, 234 nt
Organism: Clonostachys solani
Lineage: Eukaryota; Fungi; Ascomycota; Sordariomycetes; Hypocreales; Bionectriaceae
Source: the annotation of a GenBank genome assembly
AUGGCGAAUCUUGGCAGGGCGAGACUCAGGUCCAAGGAAUCCCCGGCGCCAGAUUGGCUCUCUCCGCCCGUGAAAAAGCGGAAACGAUCCAAGACAGGGCGUCGAGAUGUGUGCGUCAAUGUUUCAAAGGAUAUUUCAGCCAUCAGCAAAGCGAAGCAUGCCAAUAACGACACCGAGUUCCGGUCAGUUGUGACAGAGGCUGAGCUCGUGCUCGGACCUUUUGAGCCCGUCUGA